Vitis riparia (riverbank grape) is the source of this 1433-nucleotide messenger RNA. Its product is annotated as TOG array regulator of axonemal microtubules protein 1-like. Gene Ontology annotation, biological process: microtubule cytoskeleton organization. The coding region runs from base 193 to 1185 and encodes 330 amino acids. Gene Ontology annotation, cellular component: cytoplasmic microtubule. The transcript is spliced from 6 exons. The record is from RefSeq and is a predicted model, not a curated record. Gene Ontology annotation, molecular function: microtubule binding. Lineage: Eukaryota; Viridiplantae; Streptophyta; Magnoliopsida; Vitales; Vitaceae.
GUCAGGUCAUCAAAGCGACGUCGUAUUGACCGCUGGACUAGUCGGUUACAUACAAUACACACACUCUCGUUCUUUCUCUCUCUCUCUCAACAUUCUCUCCCUGGAUUCUGCGCUCUCUAGAGAGAGGAGGGAGUUUUCAGCCGAUCACUUGCUCUUCGCUCUUCUCCGACUUAUAAACACUGCACUACAGUGAUGUCGGGGAAAGCUCUCAGAGAUCUCAAUAUGCUACCUGGAUUGGAAAGGAAGAAUGAAAACUCCAGUAAAGGAAGUCUUACCAAGCCUUGUGUUGAGAACUCUAAUGAAAAUUCUGAAGAAUGGAAGAGGAAAAACUCUUCCUCUUUGGUUUCAACACCAAAUAAUGGUGAUGAAACCAUAAAACCUGAGGUAGAGAUAGCAAAUACAGAAGUAGAAUAUAUUGAAUCUGAGAACUUGAACGAUUUGGAUGAUGUGGAUAUGAGUCUAAAGACACUCCUAGAUGGACUAGAGUCUAAAGACUGGGUUUUGGUGUGUGAAGCACUCAACAAUGUACGUAGAUUAUCCAUGUUUCACAAGGAAGCAAUGCUCAAUAUGCUAGAGAAUGUGAUCCCACUUAUUGUGAAGUCCCUGAAGAAUCCAAGAAGCGCUGUUUGUAAAACUGCAAUUAUGACAUCUGCAGACAUCUUCAGUGCCUAUAGUGAUCAUAUAAUUGAUUCACUGGACCCUCUGCUUGUACAGCUCCUUCUCAAGUCUUCGCAGGAUAAAAGAUUUGUAUGUGAGGCAGCUGAGAGAGCUUUAAUAGCAAUGACAACUUGGAUUUCCCCUAUAACUUUGUUACCAAAGUUGCAACCCUAUCUCAAGAACAAGAAUCCUCGAAUACGAGCAAAGGCAUCAAUGUGCUUUUGUCGAAGUGUUCCAAGACUGGGAGUUGAAGGAGUAAAAGCAUAUGGGAUUGACAAAUUGAUCCAAAUAGCUGCGGCUCAGCUGAGCGACCAGCUUCCUGAGUCCAGGGAGGCUGCUCGGACCCUCCUUCUGGAGCUGCAAAAUGUAUAUGAAAAGUCUCACGAGCAUGCACCAAAUACAGUUUCUGAGCAACAGGAGAUGGGUUCCUGGGAGCACUUUUGUCAAUCAAAGCUCUCUCCUCUAAGUGCACAAGCUGUACUUCGUGUUACCAAUAUUGCUCGGGAAGGUCUUGUAUUGGGUUCCUGACAAGAGAUAUAUACGGCAUGCAUGAGCUUUAGUGUGUACUUGUCUAUUUUUUUACCAACAUAUAUGAGCUUCAGUGACUACCAUCUCCUUUUACCCUUUUAUCUUGCAUUGGAUUGAGCCAUUACAUUUUCCUUGUAAAUAAUGUGAAACAAUGAGAUGCUUGGAAGUGCGGUUGAAGCAUGUAGUUGAGCUGAAAAUCAUAUAAUAUUUUUUCUCAUAUGGUUUACUGGUAGUAACCAUUUUGCAAA